GCAGUGCGCCACAAGAGGCGCAAGCACGUAGCAGUGCUGCCCGGCUUGCCACGAGGACGCUUUCAGCGGCAUCCCCUGGCGAAGGUGGCCCCCGUCGCUGUACCGAAGCACUUCGGCGGCAGCGCACUCCUUGCUGCUGAGAACGUCGUUUGCAACAACCUCGGGGGCCAGGGCCCUGGAGACUCAGAUGAGCCCCCGGAGCUGCGCUUCCGCCGUGCCGGCUUCGUGGGGGACCGGCCUGUCGACGUGGUGAUUCAA
Messenger RNA from Symbiodinium necroappetens, 258 nucleotides. The record is from the annotation of a GenBank genome assembly. Lineage: Eukaryota; Dinophyceae; Suessiales; Symbiodiniaceae.